GGGAAGGUAUUGUCGCAUUCACGCUGGCAGAGAUGAAGUCAAAGGUGGCUGUGAGAACUGACUGCUGCUGCUGCUGCUGCUGCUGCUGCUGUCUGCUGUCUGCUAAUCGGCAUGAAGGCGGCACAUUUAAUCUGAUUCUUCUCUUACUCCAAUUUUCCUGUGUUUGCUCCUUCAUCAAGUUAAGCAAUGUGAAUUAUGCCACCUUCAUGCACCACAUUCAUCCUGUGUAAUUCUCUGGUUUCGUCUGUGGCGAUGGGCGAGUGUGCACUCUACUCUUUAAGCCCUCUCUACAAAUGGACUAGCACUCUGAUCAGCACAUGGGGUAAGUACUGUCCACCUACACCUGUGAGUUCACUGGUCUACCAGUGGGAGGUUGAUGCUACAUUCUGUCCACCUACACCUGUGAGUUCACAGGUCUACCAGUGGCAGCUUAAUGCUACAUUCUGUCCACCUACACCUGUGAGUUCACAGGUCUACCAGUGGCAGCUUAAUGCUACAGUUCGUUUGAUAAAAGCGUCCAGAAGCAGAAGUAAACGAACCACUCCUACUCCUUGCUGCGCGCACCAAGCAUGUUUCCUCCCAAAUAGCACAGACAGCAGUGUAAUGCUGACCACAAUCUACCUGUGUCUGUGUCUGUUUCACUGCUGCUGCUCCUCUACCUUUCUGGUCUGCUGUAGUAGGUUGAGUUGAUUUGGAUGUUUUCGGACAGCCCAUUGUGAUACUGACGUCAUCGCCCGCAUCGCUCGCGGUAGUGUUGCCUGUUAAGCAAGUACGUUUGAGGGUCGGCGGGUAAACAAGUACGCGUGAGGGCUCUCUCGGGACCAGCAGCUACACAAGCCUGCCUCUGGAUUCGCGAGGUGGUUGAAAAUGGGUUAUUCUAUGGUGAAUGGUGGCAGAGUGUUGCCCGAGCAAAUCGUCAAGCCGACGCCGUCGGCGAUGCGAAGCAGACUGCUGAAGUUUGCGCUGUUGAUGACCGUUCUUCUGGCAUUCGUCUUUUGCUUCGUCUCUGUGUCGCUCUCCUUUCCUGGGAGAAAAGAGGGCGCUCUCCACGAUGAUGGACGCAGGUCGGAGGACUCUUUCCGUGCAUUUGCAUUGUACGCGGAAGACAUCUCCUUGGAGGUGAUCACCAUGACAAUGAAGAGUUUGGUCGGGAAGGGUGUGUCUAAGUGCGUUCAGCGGUGCAUGAGCGCAGCCGGGCCGCCAUGCGUCGAGGCGGGAAGAGGACUUGCAGAUGACGACGGUCGUCGGACACCUGCAUCUGGAAGAGGAGAAGGCGGUGGACGCCCGCCUCUGUGGCAGAAAGUUAGAUCGAAGGAGGCCCUCGGCAUGGAAGUCGACCAGGAUCUCGUGGCGAAUGAUGCGGGGGAUUCCGGCGGUAAGGGCAACAAAAAGUCGGGUGAAAAGGAGUCGGACAAGGUAGUCCCGUCUGCUGCCAGCGCAGAGCAUGCAGGCGCAGACGGGGACAGGAAAGGCGAUUCUCAGUUGGCGAACUUGGUUUCCGAAGUUAAAAAGCUGGCGUUAACGACGAAUGCCAGAAAGCAGGAGAUGUACUUCAACCUCGGUCAGGACGACAUUGAGCUGCUGGAGCUGGCAGUGAAGAAGACGAACUACAUGCGCAGGGUGGCAUUGCUGUUUCUUACGGACGGACCCUUCCGCUUAGCGCCAGUGUGGGAAAACUAUCUCCGUGGGUACGAGGACUUCUACUCGCUUUAUGUGCACCAGAUGCCGCGCUUCGAGCUUAUCGAUAACGUGUCCGGCCCAUUUGCCGGAAGACAGAUAAAGAGUGAGAACGUCGACUGGGGGAGGAUGGACUUAGUGGAUGCUCAGCGACGGCUGCUGGCGAACGCGAUAAUGAAUCCGUUGAACCAGCGCUUCAUUAUUCUCUCCGGCUCCAGCGUUCCCGUCACCGACUUCCGCGCUAUGUACCAUUACCUUAUGGAUACAGGUGACAGUUUUGUGGAGGCCUCAGCAGUGGCAAAACAGCAACAUGACGGCAAGUUGAGAUCGAUUGUCCGUCGGAGGGAGUUUGAGUUUGGAUCGCAGUGGGUCGCGUUGACGAGGAAACACGCAACGCUCAUCGUGAAGGACCGGACUUUCUAUCCGGCGUUUGCACGGAACUGUGUCGGAAUUCAAGAAGACAAAGAUGCUCUGUGCACUGUGGGAUUAUUCUCGCAGUGGUGUAGAGAAAAACCGCAUGUCGCCUGUCACCCGGACGAGCACUACAUCCAAACAGUAAUCGAUAGCCUUGCAAAGAACGAGCUGAACAGGCGGUCGAUAAUGUGGACGCACCGAGACAGCCCCUGGGAUCUGCAUCCUGUCGCGUGGAACGCGGAGAAGUUGAGGGCAAAUAGCACACUCUUGGAGUCUAUCCGCGAGCAGAGAAGUUGUCUUUGGAAUGGCCAGGAGAAGGAGUGCUACCUCUUUGCACACAAGUUCGCACCGGACACCGUGCCGCUGCUCCUGGAAAAGGGCCAGCAGCUAGGACUAUGGGAUUAGCAUAGAAGAUAAGUCUUCCAUAUGUCAGUUCCAAUCGUUUUUAUUGCUAUGGGCUCACCCAUAAUAUUCUUCACUGCUCUCUCUCUCUUGCUCAAACACAUACACAGACACAACACACACACAAACACCGCCCUCUGUCCUCUGGAUCUUAUACCCAAAUGUGUUUCCUUUUUUCACACAACAGACAUGCUGCAGGGUCUCUCUCUCUCUCUCCAUCUCUCUCUCUCUCUCUCUCUCUCUCUCUCUCUCUCUCUCUCUCUCUCUCUCUCUCUCUCUCUCUCUCUCCAGCCCCUUGGGGACAUACUCUUCAGUCUUCACUCGCUCAUACCGUUCUUGGUGCCAUUUUGCG
Messenger RNA from Chara braunii, 2845 nucleotides. The record is from the annotation of a GenBank genome assembly. Lineage: Eukaryota; Viridiplantae; Streptophyta; Charophyceae; Charales; Characeae.